Messenger RNA from Asterias rubens (European starfish), 3450 nucleotides. RefSeq names its product tyrosine-protein kinase Fer-like. NCBI's taxonomy places the organism in Eukaryota, Metazoa, Echinodermata, Asteroidea, Forcipulatida, Asteriidae. The transcript is spliced from 17 exons. The record is from RefSeq and is a predicted model, not a curated record. The coding region runs from base 199 to 3342 and encodes 1047 amino acids. Gene Ontology annotation, biological process: protein phosphorylation; chemotaxis; cell adhesion. Gene Ontology annotation, molecular function: protein tyrosine kinase activity; ATP binding.
AGAGGUUGCUGAAGGCAGAAUUUUAACAACACAAUAUCAAAGAAUAAGGAAUGGUACAGUUCAGCACAACUUCCUGGUUUCCUCAAUUCGAAAGCUUGUCAGACUUAAUGAAUGCGCGAAAACAAACUUGCGAUGUUUCUACAUUUGUAACGUACUCGUGUUUCUCUCGCAUCCAGAUCAAAUUGAUGGUGAAACACAAUGUCAUCCAAAGUGAACGAGCUCAGACAGAAAUUUGCCAACACGGGCGGCACACCGGCGGUGCCGCCGCCCGGCGGCGUUGCUGCUGGGGUUGUUCCACCGCCGCUGCCAGCUGCCCGUGAUAGAAAGAUCUCCGCCCCGCCGGUGCUCCCAUCCGGGGCCGGGUUGCGCCCGCCACUGCCUGCCAUUCCACAACAGAAAGCGUCUUCUUCUGCAGUCAGGCGAAUCUCGUCAAGUCUUGAUCACAAUAAUUCAUUCCUCUCGAACAACAGUGAUGAGAACGCAACAAAUGAUGCCGAAGAUUUGUACCUCAGCCCGGAUGAAGAAUUAAAAGCGUCCUCCCAACCGUCGCCGACACCCAUCAUUUCCUCCAAGCCCCUCCCGAGUCCAAAAGUCCCUCCUCCCCGUAAACCGACGUCCUUCAACUUCAACAAGUCACGCCCCCAAUCUCACUCGGUUUCGGAGGUAAAAGUAAAUGGUGGUCGUGGCGGGAGCGGAGAUGGGACAUUUUUCCACAGUACUUCCAACUCGUCGCUUCCUGUUAAUUCACCCAAAGAAAGCAGUAGUGACAGUUUACUUAUGUUUCAGUACUAUGCAGAGGAAGAUCUUGUCUCACCAUUGUUUUGGGAAGGCGAUAAUCAGGCUCGAGGGGCCAGUCGGAUGGGCUUCGGGACAGACCUUCAAGACAAGACAGCGCACGACGCUAUCCUCAAACUCAAUGAUCAGGAAUACCGGCUGAUGGAAGCGCUGAAGCGCGUCGUCCAACACAAGAUCAAAGCGGACAAGGAGUACGCCACAUCGCUGGGAGUAAUCGGGACGUUAGCGAAUAGAUUCGAAGAGGAUUCACAGAUAAACCACAAGGGAAAUGUUGUGAAGACGUGGAGCACUAUAAUCAAGGAAACAGAGGCGGUCAGUAAGCUCAUCAGACAACACGCUGACGAGAUGAGCACAGCCAUUGUAGACAGACUAAGCAUGAUGAUCAAAGAUAAGAUGGAGUUGAAGAAACAGUACAUCCAUGAGAGAACCAAGAUUGACACGGACUACAUGAAGGUCAAAGGUGAAGUGAAGGAGAGUUUUUCGAGGUAUCAAAAGGCCGGGAAAGAGACCAAGGAGUUGAAACUUAAAUACGAUGAGGCCUUAAUCAAAGGGAAGAGUAAAGACCUUGAGAAGGCUAAAGACAAGUACAAGAAGGCGGUAUUGAAGCUUCAUAAAACCCACAAUGAGUACGUCUUAUCCCUCAAGGCGGCAACUCUCCAUCAAGAACACUACAGAACAAGCAUCUUACCGAGGCUAUUAGAAUGUCUACAGCAAUCCCAGGAGAGUCAGAUCGCUCAGAUAAAGCAAACGAUGUCAGAUUUAUCCAACCUAUCCAGUACCUGUAUGGGAGACUUUGUCACCAGUCAGAACGCAGUCAUGAGGUGUAUUGCCGAUGUCAGGCCUGACGUAGAGUACUCCAACUUUGUCGACAAUCACAAAGUGGACCCCCCAGCUCGUGAAUAUUUUGAGUUUGAUGGAUCCAUCCUAGAGGAUUUCCCCGAUGGCAUGGAAGAGAAUGUCAUUGUACUGGACAAUCUCACUCUGGAAUCUGUGCAACACACACACACAUCUCUUGGGGAGAGUUUGACGGAAGUCAGAGAGAGCCUCAGCAGUAAGAAGCAAGAGUUACAAACACUAGAUGAGGAGAUCAGAGGAAUUCAACCUUCGCCCACUGAUGAGAGAAUUCUUCUGGACCUGCUGUCCAGGCAGAAAGCAUACCGUGAUGUAUCCAGAGAGAUACAAGACCUCAAGUGCCAAGAGGCUAAGCUGAACGCCCAGUACACCAUGCUGGACCAGAAGCUAAGCUCGAUGGGCGAUGAGGAUAACCUACCUGCAGGAUUAGACCUACCGGAAGUUCCGACCAAUUCCAUGACGUUGCCGACCCCUGAGAAAAAGAAGCUGCAUCUCGGCAGUGGAGUGACAAGAAUCUUUGGAAAACGUGGUCCAGACUCAAGUGAGCAACAGCAGAAGCAGAGUGUGAGCGAUAUACCCAUUGAGGAAGAGGAGUGGUAUCAUGGGGCCCUACCACGCCUCGAGACGGAGGAACUCUUAGUCAACGAUGGUGACUUCUUGGUGCGGGAAAAGAGCGAUGCUUCAGGGCAAUACGUCCUCUCCGCUAAGACCAACAGUCGCAUCCGCCACUUCCCCAUCCAACUCAAUGAAGACAACAUGUAUCGUCUAGAAGGGACGGCAUUUCCCAGCGUUGGUCAUCUCAUACGAUACCAGCUGUCUAGUGCGGUGCCGGUCACCAAAGCAUCCCAGGCAUGUUUGAUCCAUCCAGUAGUCAAGGUACGAGAUGAGCACGACCUACGACACGAAGAGAUCGAGCUCGGAGAUAAACUUGGAGCGGGUCAUUUUGGAGACGUAUUCCGAGGGAAACUGAUAAAGAACGGAACGCCGGUUGCGGUCAAGACGUGCAAGGAGACUGUAGAUGCGGCGACAAGACGCAAAUUCCUGAUGGAGGCGAACAUCCUGAAACAAUACAACCAUCCCAACAUUGUGAAGCUGAUCGGUGUAUGCACGGACAAGCAUCCCAUUUAUAUUGUCAUGGAGUUAGUGCCAGGUGGCGAUCUGUUGUCUUUCCUCCGUAACGACGAGAAUGACAUCAGCACCAAGCAGAUGGUGAAAAUGUCGGAAGAGACUGGGGCAGGAAUGGCCUUCUUAGAAUCUAAGAAUUGCAUCCACAGGGAUUUAGCGGCAAGGAACUGCCUGGUGGGAUUGAAGAACACUAUUAAGAUCAGUGACUUUGGAAUGUCUAGAGAGGACGACGUCUAUACCAUCAAAGGUGGAGCAAUGAGGCAGAUCCCGAUCAAAUGGACGGCACCGGAAGCCAUGAACUAUGGCAAGUACACAACGAUGUCGGACGUCUGGAGUUUUGGGAUCUUAUUGUGGGAGGUAUUCUCACAUGGUAGCACUCCGUAUCCAGGGAUGAACAAUACAGAGGCAAGAGAAAAAGUUGAACAGGGUUAUAGGAUGCCCCCGGCACAUGGUACCCCGGAUGAGAUGUACACACUGAUGACAAGGUGCUGGGAGUAUGGGGACGAGCACAGACCAAGGUUCAAGGAGAUUCAUGCGAUAUUGAAACGCCUCACCAAGACCGUCAAGUAGUCGCCACACGAUCAGCUCAGUUGCGAACACUAACUGGUUUAAAGGCACUGGAAACAUUUGGUAGUUUGUCAAAGACCAGUUUUCCCACUUGGUGUAUCCCAACAUAUC